Molecule: messenger RNA, 2054 nt
Organism: Drosophila virilis
Lineage: Eukaryota; Metazoa; Arthropoda; Insecta; Diptera; Drosophilidae
Product: actin maturation protease
Source: RefSeq, a predicted model, not a curated record
AUUAUUAUUUUGCUAUCCAACUACUUCAAUAACCGAAUUUCUGUGCCAAAUGUCACCAGCUGCGCCCGUUCCACCCCAGCCCCCGCCGCCACCUAGCUUAAGCAGUUCGCUAACGAACAUUCAAAAAGAUCAAAUCUCCGUUCCAGUAAAUCGAAUACCCAACGAUGAGUGUAGCUGGGCAUUGGAUUACCCGGAGUUGCAAAAGGGUUGCUUUCUCAGCCGUGUGUGUCAAUAUGCACAGCCCAAGAGAUGCCAAUUCUAUGCCAUACCAAGUUUUCUACAAGUAGGACCCACCUGUGGCCUAACAGCGCUAAGCAUGUUGCUUAAUGGACAGCCGACGGCAACGGAAUUGCUUGCAGAUGCCAUUGCGCAAAAGUACACAAUAAAUGGCGAAAUGUUUAGUGCGCAAUAUUUAUAUGAAUUGACUCGGAAGCAUUUAGACAGUGCUGACGCUUGCCUAUUGCAUGAAGGACUUUUGGAUUGUGCCAGGAUCGAAGAGCAGCUUAUCGCUGGCGCUUGUUUAUUGGUGCCUUACGAUGCCGAUGUCAAUCAUGCACCCUGCCUAAAGUCUGGUCAUCGAGCCCAUUGGGCGCUAAUUGUGGGCUACCUCAUUGAUGACCAGGAUAAGUUUUUCGUGGUGGCACGCCAUGGCAAGACUCGUAGCCUGGCGAUAUGGUCUUUGGUUUCGUUGAGCGAGAGCAAUGCAAAUCUUGUGGAAUUCGCGCAGCCCAAGGGCCAUGAAGGCUGCACGUUCCUGCUGCCGCCCGGCGGCAUAGACGGUGCUCUUGGUCUCAAGGAACGCUCCAUUCUCAUCACUGCGCCGCCCCAUCAAUUGACCCAAGUGCGUUGAUGCUGUAAGAGAUCGGAUGCCCAAAGAAAAACGGUUUUGGUUUGUCUUUAAAUGUCAUAUAUAUAUAUAUAUGUAUAUUUAAUAAUACAAUUAUAAAUUAUACAUCUUAGAAUAUUUGAUUUUUAACUUCGCUCUCAAUUGCAACGCGCCUGACAUUCAUCUUAAAUCGGCAAAAUGUUCGCACCCAAUUGGUAGGUAUAUUGCUUGAAACGGAUUCAUUCCAUAUCUUUUCUAUAUAAUGCAUGCAUGCAUAUAUGUUCCUAUACAAUCUAUGCAUCGGCUGUUCUUCACACUAUGAAUUUUCAAAAAUCACAACAAUUAGAGUAGUACAUAUGUUAGAAUAUGCAGAUUAGAUAGGUAUGCUUAUUAAAGUAUGUAUAUAUAUAUAUAUAUAUAUAUUGUCUAAGUAUAUAUUUAGUUGCACAUACAGAUGUCUGAAUUUAGAUAGUAUAUAGACGACGGGUUGGUUAAAUAUGCAUUCACAUUGGUAAGCAGUUGUAGUUAUAGUAUGCUGCAUAACAUAUAGAUACGAUAGUUUUGUUUAGUUUGGUUUAGAUAAUGCCAGAGCAUAUAUAUAUAUAUAUGUAUAUAUUACGCUGUUGCCAUGGUGUGAGAGCAGAGUUGAGAUCAUGCGGCUCGAUUUGGAGCCCUUCUGGCAAUGCUCCUGACUCCAGCGUGGCACCUAUUUACGAAAAAAGAGAACAACACGCUAACCGAAACCAUUUGGCAAACCGUUUGUUAGCCAAACUAGAUUUGAAAAUUUGUUCUUGGUUAUAAACUCUUGAAACGGCAACUACAUUAUUUAGUUUACUUGUACAGGAUAUUUGAUACGCGUUAAUUUGAACAAUUGGUAAACGUUCGGCUUUUAUAAUUUCAUUAUGUAUAUUAACUAUAUAGCUAUUACUUAUUGGUAGAGUGUAUAUAUAUAUAUAUGUGUGUGUGUGUAUGUGUGGGUGUGUGUGUGAUGCGUGUGGCUCGAAAAUUUUGAGAUAAAUUCACAAAUUUGCGUUUUGUAGACUUAAAAGAAAAUUUACAAGCUAAAAGUAAUUUAUUAACUAAAAAUUUACAAAUAUUAAUUAUAAAAUAAAUUAGCAUUCUUCUUAGUUAAUAAAUUGAAUUGCCGCGCAUCUGUCCGGCUGACCCUGCUCUAACUGUAUCUGUCUGCGUGUGCGAGUCUGCAUGAGAAUGGGGGCAUUGGGUAUAU